AUGGAUUGGGAGUCAAAGGACUUGCCAAGUGCUUUUAGAAAGUUCAAGGAGCACGCAAACUUUAUGUUUGGAGGACCUCUAAACAAAAAGUCUGAGGAAGCCCAGUGCAAUUACUUAAUGCUAUGGGUUGGAGAAAAAGGAAGACAAAUUUUCUCCACAUGGAACUUAAGUGACGAUGACAACAAGACACUUAAGAAUUACUAUGACGGAUUUGAGAGCUACUGUGCCCCGAAGUCAAAUCACAUCUUCAGCCGUUACAAGUUUAAGUCACGCGCACAGGAAGAUGGAGAACCAUUCGAGUCGUUCGUCACGCAGCUGAAAAUUCUUAUAAAGGACUGUGGUUACCCAGUCGGGAUUCAAGACGAGAUGAUCCGAGAUCACAUUGUGUUUGGGAUUAAAUCAAACAAAAUCCGUGAAAAGCUAAUCAAUGAAGGAUCAGAGCUCACACUGACAAAGUGUAUAGACCUAGCUCGCACCCAUGAGCUCAGCCAGUCCCAAGUGAAGGAUAUCACUGCAAAUGGACAAUUUGUAAAUGCAGUCGGGAGUCGGAAACCAGGCAGGACCAAGCCGCCACAGAGGGAGACGUUCCACAGACAGCCUGAAGCCCAGAACUCCAAAUAUGGACAUAGUGAAGCCCGGAGUUCCAAAUAUGGACAAAGUGCAAGGACUAACAUUCAAAUAUGUGACAAUUGUGGUAACAAACACCAAAGGAAAGACUACUGCCCUGCCAAGGGAAAAGUGUGUCUUUACUGCAAUAGACUGAACCACUUCGCAAAAAUGUGUCGCAAGAAGGACAAUGACAGCAAGAAGGUCAAUGAGGUAAACAAUUUUGAUAUAAGAUCUGAUCUCGAUUGUUACUCUCAGAAUGAUUUCUUUGUAAAUAGCAUUGAACAUGACUCAUUGUCAAACCAAGCAUUUGCCAAAGUAAAAGUAGGCACAUCCAUAAUAGACAUGAAAAUUGACACAGGUGCGCAAGUUAAUGUCCUCCCAAAGUCACUGUACUUGAAACUAAGCUUAAAGGGUCCAUUACGACAAGCUCAGAAACGCCUCACUGCUUAUGAUGGCAAACCACUAUGCGUGGAAGGUUACAUAACCAUACCUUGUAAGUACAAUGGUCAAACUUACAAUGAAGAGUUUUACAUAGUUAAAUCAGGUUCAAGCCCCAUAUUAGGCUUACAGACAUGUUUGAGAAUGAAUCUGAUAAAUCUUGUACUUGCAAUGAAUUCUAGUACCCCAAGCAAAGAUAAUGUAAAUCACACACCUCUCACAAAGGAUAAAGUCCUCUCGAAAUACGCAGACGUUUUCGAAGGUAUUGGUCAGUUGCCAGGUGAAUGUGAAAUUCACUUGCAUAAAAACGUCUUACCUGUAGUUCACCCACCUCGCAAAGUCCCUGUCGCAAUUAAAGACAAACUCAAGGUAGAACUUGAUCGCAUGGAACAUCUAAAUGUCACUUGCAAAGUCACUGAACCUACAGACUGGGUAAACAGUUUGGUCACUGUAGAAAAAGCAAACGGUUCUUUAAGGAUAUGCUUAGAUCCAAAAGACCUCAAUGACGCAAUCAAAAGACCACACUAUCCAAACAAGACGCUUGAUGACAUAUUGCCAGAGUUGUCAAAUGCAACCAUUUUCUCAAAGCUUGAUGCUUGCAGUGGUUAUUGGUCAAUUAAGCUCACAGAAAAGGCUUCAUACCUGACAACAUUCAACAGCCCCUUUGGCAGGUAUCGUUUCUUGCGGUUACCAUUUGGCCUGAAUAACGCAAAUGAUUUGUUCCAAGAAAAAAUGGACCAUUGUCUUGAAAAUUUGCCAGGUGUUAGGACAAUUGUUGACGAUAUUGUCGUUUUUGGUAAGGAUCAUGCAGAUCACGACCGCAAUUUUGACAUGCUCAUGACGAGAUGUCGUGAAAUGGGUAUAAAACUUAAUGCAGAUAAGACCGAUAUAGGCAAGAGCGAAAUCCCCUUCUUUGGUCACAUUCUCAGCUCUGAGGGACUAAAAAUGGAUCCUGCAAAAGUCAAGGCCAUACAGGACAUGCCACCACCAAAUUCAAAAUCAGAACUACAAACUGUUUUGGGAAUGGUCACAUACCUUCAAAGGUUUGCACCCAAACUCUCUGAAAUCACACUGCCCUUAAGGCAACUACUUUCUAAGGAUGUAGAAUUUGUAUGGGAUAUGCCCCAACAGGAAGCAUUUCAGAAAGUCAAGAAUGUCAUAACUCAGAGUCCAGGUCCUGUAUUAGCUUACUUUGACCCCAAAAAGGAAAUAACUCUACAGGUUGAUGCUUCCAAAUAUGGCCUUGCUGCAGUUCUCAUGCAAGAUGAGAAACCAGUCAGUUUUGCUUCGAAAUCUCUCACUAAAACAGAGGUUAACUAUGCUCAGAUAACGAAAGAGCUAUAUGCCAUUUUCUUUGGUUGCAAAAGGUUUCACCAGUACGUAUAUGGUAAACAAAUUCCUCUAGCAGACACGCUGUCUCGCAAAUAUUUACCUGACACAUACCCAGAAAUUGCAGAAGGUUUAGACGUGCAUGUACACGCUGUCAUGUCAAAUUUACCUGUAAGUGAUCAGAAAAUGGAGCUGAUAAGGACUGCCACAGAGUCAGAUUCUCAAAUGCAAUUACUUGCAAAGGUUAUUCUUGAAGGAUGGUCAAAUGACAGACCACAAUACCCCAGCACGCUUCUUGAAUUUUGGAACUUUAGGGAUGAAUUGUCAGUAGUUGAUGGCAUUAUACUGAAAGGAAACAAAAUCCUUAUUCCCAAGGAAAUCAGACCCUUAAUGUUGGAAAAGAUUCAUGAAGGUCACUUUGGUGUAGAAAAAUGCACACAACGCGCACGCGAGGUUCUGUUUUGGCCAAAUAUGUCUUCAGAGAUAAAAUCACUAGUGCUAAAUUGCCCAAUUUGCCUAGAACACAGGUGUUCAAAUCAAAAGGAACCCCUGCAACCUAGCAAAGUGCCCGAUAGACCAUGGCAAAUCUGUGCCACAGAUCUGUUCCACUGGAACAAUUCUGAUUAUGUCUUGCUGGUGGAUGCAUACAGCAGAUAUUUUGAGGUUAGCAUGCUCCCAAACUCAAGGUCAGUCACAGUGAUUGAUAAAUUGAAAGGUUACUUCAGCCGUCACGGCAUCCCAGAAGUUUUACGAUCUGAUAAUGGACCAUGCUAUGACUCUUUAGAGUUCAACAAAUUUGCAGAACAGUACGAUUUCAAACACAUAACAUCUUCCCCAGGUCACUCCUCGGGUAAUGGACUUGCUGAAAUUACCGUCAAGACAAUUAAGUCUCUGUUCACAAAAACAAAACAGGCAGGAAAUGACCCAUACCUAGCACUGUUAGAGUAUCGCAAUGCCCCAUUACAAUGUGGUCAAUCCCCUGCACAGCUCUUAAUGAGCAGACAGUUAAGGUCAACACUGCCAUUAGUAGACAAACAGCUUAAGCCACGAGUACAUGAUAUGCAGACUGUUAAAGACAAAAUGCAUAUUUCCAAACAAAAGUCAAAGUUUUAUCAUGACCAGUCUGCUAAGCCACUCAGAUCUCUUGAAAUAGACGAAAAGAACGACGAACACAUUGGGGCAUUUUCCACAGACGAUUUCCUCAGCAUCUACGCAGAAGUAAAACAAGUAAUACAGUUCCGGGGAGCAGCUUAG
This is a messenger RNA of Mya arenaria, 3630 nucleotides long. RefSeq lists its product as uncharacterized. The record is from RefSeq and is a predicted model, not a curated record. NCBI's taxonomy places the organism in Eukaryota, Metazoa, Mollusca, Bivalvia, Myida, Myidae. The coding region runs from base 1 to 3630 and encodes 1209 amino acids. The transcript is spliced from 3 exons. Gene Ontology annotation, biological process: DNA integration. Gene Ontology annotation, molecular function: nucleic acid binding.